This is a messenger RNA of Helicoverpa armigera (cotton bollworm), 1379 nucleotides long. RefSeq lists its product as uncharacterized. The transcript has 8 exons. Lineage: Eukaryota; Metazoa; Arthropoda; Insecta; Lepidoptera; Noctuidae. The record is from RefSeq and is a predicted model, not a curated record. The coding region runs from base 282 to 1178 and encodes 298 amino acids.
AAAAAAUGCGGAAUUCCACCUACGCGUCAGUCGUAAUUCGAGUCGUGAUUGAAUCUUAGUCGGAUAGCAAUCAUAUUACGCUUAAAUCUAAUUAGCAGAAUUGUCACAAAGUGAAUCCCUCGGGACGCGAGUGAAACCGCGUGGAACAGCUAGUAUGAAAAUAAACAAAUUAAAAUUAGAACAGACAUAAGGAAGGAAAAUCAUCAAAUACCAUUUAAAUUUUAGACUUAAGACACAAGUUGCGCUUUAUUAUGCACAUUUAACGAGUGCGUUCUGUCAUCAUGAUGUGUGUGAAUAUAUUUUCUUCUUUUAUUUCAUUUUAUGUGUCUUUUGUUAUAUUGUGUCCAUCGAGUCUGGCGAUAGAAGUAUCCGCGUAUGAUGGGCCUUACGGAUCAAAACGACUUUCUAACGGUACCACCUACAAGAUGCAUUUUCCCUCCGGUACAAUCUCACGUAUUAACUGCGAAGUGUACAAAAUUAAGGACAACGUGCAUGUUACAGCGUACAAAGAUGACGUUCCAUGGGAAGGAGAAAUAGGUCUUUCAAGCUCCUAUAUGAAAUAUUUUGAUGAUGAUGGAUUUUUAAUCGCUUUAUUCCAUAUUAAGUUGAAGACAUGUACGAAAGAAAACAUAUGCAUAUCACACACCAUUGUCGAAGGAAGAUGUGAUUCAGAUGCAACUUGGCUCUCAAAAGCAGAAACCUCUUGUGAAUAUACCUCCCUACAAUGUGGCGUUGGAGUGACUGUGUCAGACGUCACAACAGCCUAUGUCCUGGAAAGAAACGCAUCGAGUGUAAGCACGUCGACAGCGUCUACAACGACGAGGAGGCCGGUGACGAGCGAGCUCGCUGCUACUGACCAGCCAGAGACAGACGCCGCCAGUGAGAACUGGACAGCGACUAUCGUCACGGUUGCGGUAACAUCGGCGGCGGUGUUGCUGCUGGCGCUCAUCACAGUGGCCUGCAUACGUCUCUGUCGCGCGCGAACUCCCGGUCAGCCAGCUUCAGACCGCUUUUGGAAUCGGUUCUACGUGAACAACUUGAUGCGAGAUGAAUGCAAUGCGGAGAUACGCGAGCGCGAGCGACGCGAUGCGGAGAUACGCGAGCGCGAGCGACGCGAUGCGGAGCCGGAAUAUGAUUACGUGUACGACCACGACCCUCGUACACAAACAACUCGCUAAAUAUUGUUACACUCGGCAUCAAACCAACAGUUUUGUGUGCAGUGCAGUGCCGAGCUCAGCUUACUGCUCAACAAUCCUUUCUCAUCUACUAAUUAUGUACCUACAGGGGAAACGCCUUCUUUGCUAAGAGAGAUUCAAACUCGGCUACAAAACAGCAGUUUUCGAUUUCGAACGUCAGAAGCUUCAACAAACUGCCCCUUA